AUGGAACAUCUUACUAUUCAAACGGACGAGUUGCAAGAUCAGUUUCAAAACUGUUCACCAGCUUCUGUUGAUAGCAGUUACUCUUCCUGCUCCAGCGUGGAGGACGAAAUCGAAAUCUACACGCGCCUUGUGCGUAACGAGGCGCCUCUCCGCAAGGACUUUUUCCGUGAAAUGUCCAAAAACUCUUCCUGUUCUUCAUCUUUUGAUUACGGAGAAUUCGGUCCAUCGUCUUCAAGAAAAGGAUCAAAAACAACUGAUGCUGACCUCGAUACGUUAUUCCAUUCCCUUGUGGACACGAGUGAACAAGUCAACAUCGUUCCGAAGCCCGUCACAAAAGUUGAAGUUCCCGAAGAGUUUGAACAGAAACCAUCCUCAUCUGCAUCCACAUCCAAUCCACGUGUUCAACCAUCUGAAAUGAAUGCCUCAAUAACUCAUAUCAAAAGUGAAUUGGAUCCAACAAUGCAAGCAUUCCAAAUGCCCCAACACGAUCUGUUCCUUGGCGCAACUCCCCAAUACAAUCCAUUCGCUCUUACCAACGAGUUCAUGGGAGCCCAAAAUGCAUUGAUGCCAUCGUUCACUUCUCCAUUCUAUCCCCAACACUUCCCAGUUACCGAUUCAAGACGUAACAGUCAGGGUACAACAAGUUCUUCAAAUAAUACCGGAGGAACACCAUCUCCACAUUCAAACUCUCUUCCAACGUCACCCCCGCAGUUGCAAGGCUUCUUGAGAUCCUUCUUGAAUCCUGACAAUCUGUCAACUCCAACUCCAUUCGGAGUACCAACUGAAACUACUCAUGACGCUGAUAAGAUGUGUGCCGUCUGUAAUGAUCGUGCAGUUUGUUUGCAUUAUGGAGCAAGAACUUGUGAAGGAUGCAAGGGAUUCUUCAAGCGGACGGUUCAAAAGAACUCAAAAUACACAUGUGCUGGCAACAAGAACUGCCCAAUUGACAAGAGAUACCGUAGUCGUUGUCAAUACUGUCGCUUCCAAAAGUGCUUAGAAGUCGGAAUGGUCAAAGAGAUUGUACGUCAUGGUUCCCUUUCUGGCCGAAGAGGACGUUUGUCUUCAAAAACAAAGUUGGCAAGAUCCGUCGAUCAACCAUCUCCACCACUUCCACUUUUGGCAUUGAUGGGAAAAGCAGUUGAGGAUCAUACCAACAUGUCGGUCACCAGACAAUUUAGCGCCCCAUUCAAUGAGGAUAUUGCUCUUCGCAUUUUCCACUGCGAACUUCAUGCAACACGGAAACUUCUGAUGGCAAUGCCACAAAUCAAUGAGAUUUCUGAUCACGACUUCCGUAUCCUUCUCAGCAGAUCAUUCUUCUCAAUCAUGGCAAUCCGUUGUGCGAAUCGUUUCACAACAAACACGGAUACAAUCAUGUUUGAAUCAGGAGAACUCUUCUCAUUGAGUGCAUUCCCUGCUUGCUUCCAACAGCUUCUCCGUUUUAUUAUCAGCAAAGCUCAAAGCUUCUCAUCGCUCAUUGAUUGGGAACCACAAGCUUUCGCAGGAUUGAUUGCUCUUCAAUUCUUGUCUGGAAAUACAGAGCAAAAUGUGUUGGGACUGACAAACAAGGGUAUUGUCGAUCAAAUCCAGAGCACCAUCAUCAAUGCUCUCAAAGAUCAUUGCAGUGGAUCUCAGAACAAAUUGGCGAAGAUUGUCAGACUGAUUGAAGAGUUCGAUAUGUUCCACACAAUGGGAAUUCAAGCAUUUGACGUCAUCUACCCAUCUCACGUUUUCCCAGAAGAAUUUCAAUUCUUGAUUAAUAUGACUCGUGCUCCACUUCGUACAAUUGAAGCUCCACCAGCAUGUGGCAGUCCGGCUGUUCCUUCCAGCACUUCACUUUUCAAUUUCCAAAUGGGAUCGACUGCUUUCUAA
Messenger RNA from Caenorhabditis remanei, 1869 nucleotides. RefSeq lists its product as uncharacterized. The record is from RefSeq and is a predicted model, not a curated record. Gene Ontology annotation, cellular component: nucleus; transcription regulator complex. Lineage: Eukaryota; Metazoa; Nematoda; Chromadorea; Rhabditida; Rhabditidae. Gene Ontology annotation, biological process: cellular response to corticotropin-releasing hormone stimulus; regulation of transcription by RNA polymerase II. The coding region runs from base 1 to 1869 and encodes 622 amino acids. The transcript has 12 exons. Gene Ontology annotation, molecular function: DNA-binding transcription factor activity, RNA polymerase II-specific; zinc ion binding; nuclear glucocorticoid receptor binding.